GAAGGUAGUGAAUAUAUUAAAAUCAACGCCACAUCCAGGCCUUCAAUACUAAGAACUCUACCACUUCCAACGGAUCCAGCAACAGCAAUUUCAACCACGGUUAUUCUACCUACUCAGUCAUCUACAGUUUUGAAAAUGGAAAGUUCACAUACACUGGGAAAGGACGUGACUACUGCGCCAGUGAUUGACAUCUCAAUUACAACUAUUUCAGCCGUACUUCAUGUAACGCCUAGUAGUGCUUUCAGUAUCACUUCCAGUCCUUCGGUGAAAACGACGAUUUCAACGCAAGGUUCUUGCUCAAGAGAUGUUGAUGGUUCACCUGAAGCGUAUGGAAUUUUUUUGUGGCCAGAAACACCAACUGGAAACAUUUCUACGGUUGCUUGUCCCUACAACAACGAGUCUUUCGCCAGCCGUGAAUGUUUUUAUACAAACAAAAAAGGUGGCGAAAGUGUUUGGGGUCCUACUGUAGCCACUAAGUGCAUAUUUAAAAACGAGAGAAGCAAAGACAUUUUUCGAUUGUCAGAGGAAGAAGUAAAUGUUAACAACGUGGUAAAAAUAGUCGAAGAAUUGAAAAACUUGUCCAUUGUUGAUCAGAACAGUACUCUAAACGCAGGAGAUAUCGACAAUAUCGCUACGGUAUUAGAAAAUAUUGCUGCAGUGAAAGGAAAAGCAAACGAGAUUUUUGACGAUUUCACCGACACAAUAGACAAUGUGCUUGACAGCAAAAUAGAAAAUAUCUUAAAAGCUCAAGUGGAGAGAAAAUCUUCGUCGAGGAUUGUCAACAUUUUGGACAACUUUGCAGACUCAUUAGUUGCCGGUCCCGAAGGGAAACUCGAAGCAGACAAAAGAAACUUUGCCAUCAACUUACAAACUGUGCUUACGCAGAGCUUUUCCGGACUAAAUUUUUCAGGCGUUAACAACGUAUCAGGUGAACCAAAAAGAGAAAAUAAUGGCAUCCCACCAUCUCUUAUGAUUCCACAAACAAUAUUCAACGAUUCGACUGUUAAUACCAGUGCUGCGAACCAUACUGUCAUUUUUGUGCUUUAUAAAGACUCGAAAUUCUUCAGAGUGUCAUUGGAGGAUACCACGAGAACGUUUGGUCGCUUGAAUAGUCUUGUGAUUUCUGGAAGGAUCAAGGGAUUGUCUGUUCAAAAUUUAAAUAACGCAGUGCAUUUUGCAUUAUCAAGCAUCGAAGAAGGCGACACGAACAGUACACUGUGCUCCUACUGGAAUUUCACCAUAGGCACAGGAAAUUGGUCACAAGAAGGCUGUCAGUUUGAAGGUGUUCUUAAUGAUGGAAGAGUGCUUUGUAGUUGCAAUCAUUUAACCAACUUCGCUAUGUUGAUGGAUGUUUAUCCAGGAGAGAAAACGGUACACGAUAGAAUACUUGGGGUAGUGAGUUAUGUUGGAUGUGCGCUAUCACUGGUCGGGCUCACAUUUACAAUAAUUACAAUACUAAUAUUGAGGGAACUUCGAACCCAACUUCCAAGCCAGAUUUUGCUGAACUUCUGCAUUGCUUUGUCGUUGACGAUAGUCGUAUUCUUAGCGGCAGCGGAGGAGUCGAAAACGUCAUCAUUAGCCGGCUGUCGGACAGCGGCCAUUGCGUUGCAUUACUUCUUGUUAGCAGCAUUCUUGUGGAUGGCGGUAGAAGCGUAUAACAUGUAUCGAGCAUUUGUGAUUGUCUUUGCAGAUUCGCAUCCAUCCAAGUUUUUGAUGAAGUGCUGUUUGUUUGCAUGGGGUAAGAAUUGUCAGAAUAUGGAUCAUUAUUUCAAUGCAAGCUAA
This is a messenger RNA of Dendronephthya gigantea, 1782 nucleotides long. RefSeq names its product adhesion G-protein coupled receptor G6-like. The record is from RefSeq and is a predicted model, not a curated record. The coding region runs from base 136 to 1782 and encodes 548 amino acids. Lineage: Eukaryota; Metazoa; Cnidaria; Anthozoa; Malacalcyonacea; Nephtheidae. Gene Ontology annotation, molecular function: G protein-coupled receptor activity. Gene Ontology annotation, cellular component: membrane. The transcript is spliced from 8 exons. Gene Ontology annotation, biological process: G protein-coupled receptor signaling pathway; cell surface receptor signaling pathway.